Messenger RNA from Populus euphratica (Euphrates poplar), 1395 nucleotides. Its product is annotated as selenoprotein O-like. NCBI's taxonomy places the organism in Eukaryota, Viridiplantae, Streptophyta, Magnoliopsida, Malpighiales, Salicaceae. Gene Ontology annotation, biological process: protein adenylylation. The annotation marks the transcript as partial. The transcript has 4 exons. Gene Ontology annotation, cellular component: chloroplast thylakoid. The record is from RefSeq and is a predicted model, not a curated record. Gene Ontology annotation, molecular function: AMPylase activity.
UUGCUGAUUACAAGUUUUUGCACUUCUUUUUGCAGUGGCAAUGCAAAGGAAGAACCUGGUGCUAUUGUUUGCCGAGUUGCACCAUCAUUUCUUCGGUUUGGUUCGUACCAAAUACAUGCCUCUAGCGGGAAAGAGGACCUUGAAAUUGUUCGUGCUUUGGCAGAUUAUGCCAUCAAACAUCAUUUUCCUCAUAUCGAGAGCAUGAAUAAAAGUGAGAGCUUAUCUUUUAGUACAGGUGAUGAAGAUCAUUCAGUUGUGGAUCUGACCUCAAACAAGUAUGCAGCUUGGACAGUGGAGAUUGCUGAACGGACUGCUUCUAUGAUCGCAAGCUGGCAAGGGGUUGGCUUUACUCAUGGAGUAAUGAACACUGACAACAUGAGUAUACUGGGUCUCACCAUUGAUUAUGGUCCCUUUGGAUUCCUGGAUGCCUUUGAUCCUAGUUUCACUCCAAACACCACGGAUCUUCCAGGAAGAAGAUACUGUUUUGCAAAUCAGCCUGAUAUUGGUUUAUGGAAUAUUGCACAGUUCACAGCUACCCUAUCAACUGCCAAGUUGAUUAACGAGAAGGAGGCAGAUUAUGCCAUGGAAAGAUAUGGAAACAAAUUCAUGGAUGAGUAUCAAGCUAUGAUGACUAGAAAGCUUGGUCUUCCAAAGUACAAUAAACAGUUGAUCAACAAACUCCUUAAUAAUAUGGCUGUGGAUAAAGUUGAUUACACAAAUUUCUUCCGGUUGCUUUCCAAUGUUAAAGCAGACCCAAAAAUUCCAGAAGAUGAGUUGUUAGUUCCCCUGAAGGCUGUUCUUUUAGAUAUUGGACAGGAGCGUAAAGAAGCAUGGAUCAGCUGGGUGCAAUCCUAUGUGCAUGAGCUGGCUGCUAGCGGGAUCUCAGAUGAGCAGAGGAAGGCCCAAAUGGAUUCAGUAAACCCCAAGUAUGUUCUCCGAAACUACGUGUGCCAGACUGCCAUUGAUGCAGCUGAACAAGGUGAUUACACAGAGGUCAGGAGGCUCCUCAAAUUAAUGGAGCGGCCGUAUGAUGAGCAGCCUGGAAUGGAAAAAUAUGCUCGCCUUCCACCAGCCUGGGCUUAUCGGCCUGGUGUUUGCAUGCUUUCAUGCUCUUCAUGAGUUGCUUGAUCUUAUGAAAGUAGUCUUAAGACAUGUAUGUAAUAGUAGCAUCAAGCUCUUGUCCUCACAAUAAACUGCAGUAACAUGGAAACCUUGUUUGUCUAUGCUGUUAUAACAGGUCAAGUUGGAAAGGUAUUAUUUAUUUAUUUAUUUUUAUUUUUUCUCAUCACAAUGGUUGUAAUCUUGUUCAUGGAUAAUGUGGAGACUGCUUGAGUUUCUUCAAUAUUAUAGACACGUGAGUAUAUGCAUGGUGUUGUUACUGAAAUAUGCCUUUUU